AGUUUAAAACUGACCCUGUUCCUUAACGGUGAAGCGUGCGAGAUGUUAUCUGCAUGUUAUAAACAACUAACAAAACAAACUGGAACGUCUUGGAUUACAGUCUCGCUGCGAUACAGGUUUUUAUUUGGCUUUUACGCGUGUAGUGUGAUCUUGGACACAACACUGCCUGGAGGUCAUGGCUGAGUCGGUGAGCUCGAGCCAGCAGAACUGUACCCCGAGUACCCCGAGUCGCCACGAGAAAAGUUUGGGGCUCCUCACGACCAAGUUUGUAACAUUAUUGCAAGAGGCAAAGGAUGGAGUGCUCGAUCUUAAACUGGCAGCUGACAGUCUUGCUGUCAGACAGAAAAGAAGAAUAUAUGACAUUACCAAUGUGCUUGAGGGAAUCGGCUUAAUUGAGAAGAAAACGAAGAACAGCAUUCAAUGGAAUGGUGUGAGUGUAGGCUGCAAUACCAAAGAAGUUUUAGACCAACUCCAACAUUUAAAGGCACAGAUUGAAGAAUUGGAGGUGAAGGAGAAAGAUCUGGAUCAGCAGAAAAUCUGGCUUCAGCAAAGUAUAAAGAACGUGUCUGAUGACCCAACAAACAGCAGGUUUGCAUAUGUUACACAUGAUGAUAUUUGCAAUUGUUUCAGUGGUGAUACACUCCUGGCAAUUCUGGCUCCUUCAGGUACACAGUUGGAGGUACCAGUACCUGAAUUGGGGCAAAAUGGACAUAAGAAAUAUCAGGUGAAUUUAAGAAGCCACUCUGGACCUAUCCAAGUGAUUUUAAUGAACAGAGAGUCCAGUUUAUCGAAGCCGGUGGUAUUCUCAGUUCCGCCACCUGAUGACCUGUCGGUAAUGCCUACUCCACCAGCCACCCCUGCAACUCCCCAGAAGUCACCUCCAGCUCGGCAUCUGCCAGAACAGGCCUCCUUGUUGGAAUCACACAUACCACAUACAUCCACAGCAGAGAUGCAGUCUGACUGUGGCUUAUUACAGUCCAGUACUCUUCAAACUACCCAAUAUUCAGAAGACCCUGACCUCUUGUCUGGCACAGGCAUUGAAAUGGAAAAUAAUAAUCACUCAAUCAACAAUGCCAAUGGUUUUCAGUCUCUGCUUCCCCUGGAUGUUAACAGCAUUCUUAAACUGAACACUGCUGAUCAGAUAAAGGAAGAAUCUGAAGGACCUAUUGUUGCAGAUUUGAUGGAUGAAUUGAUGUCUUCUGAUGUUUUCCCCUUGCUUCGACUGUCCCCAACACCUGGUGUUGAUUACAACUUUAAUCUGGAUGACAAUGAAGGAGUCUGUGAUCUCUUCGAUGUACAAAUUCUAAAUUAUUAGUUGAUGUUGCAACAUGUUUGAAUGAUCAUGACUACCUCCUGCAAUCAUACCUUGAGUCUUAACUAUACUAAACUAAUCUGUAAUGUAAGGAUGAUAUUUAUGUUUUUCAGUUGUAAUUGCUAUGUUUAUGGCGUGUUUUGUUUUUGCCAGACAUGAAACUUAAGAGUAAUCUCAUUUAGUUAACAGAUUUAUAUUGAAAUUAUUUCAGUUAAAUACUUUUCAGUGAUGCAUUAUGUUCAUAGUUGGUGGUGCUCACUCCAAAGUACAGAAAUGGUUAUUUUUUAAAUAGGCAUUAUACCAGAAUAACAUGAAUGGAUAUUUUGUUCAAAUUAUUUUGUAUAUGAAGUUACAUGCACGUUCUUUAUUGGAACAAAAAAAAAACGAAAGUUACUGCCAAGGAACAACAUUUUAGUGUUUCAGGUUCUUGUUGAAUGUAGUUUUUGUUACUGCCAUUCCCUAAAGUGUUUUUUUUCUUUGUGUAUAUAUAAUAACAUUUUAGUGUAGUGACUUUUGUCACAGAACUUUGGUUUUUAAAAAAACUUUCCUGGAUUGGCAGAAAAGCUUACAAAGACUUUAUUUGUAGUUACAGGUUGCUUUUUUUGUACAGACUGAAAACUGACUCUUUUUUGCACAUUUGUUUUAAUUUUUUUUUUAAUUGGACCAAAGUUUGGAACAAAUGUGCAUAAAAUAAAUCCUAUGUCUCUGA
Molecule: messenger RNA, 2021 nt
Organism: Polyodon spathula (Mississippi paddlefish)
Lineage: Eukaryota; Metazoa; Chordata; Actinopteri; Acipenseriformes; Polyodontidae
Product: transcription factor E2F5-like
Exons: 9
Coding region: 176-1315 (379 amino acids)
Biological process (GO): regulation of transcription by RNA polymerase II
Cellular component (GO): RNA polymerase II transcription regulator complex
Molecular function (GO): DNA-binding transcription factor activity, RNA polymerase II-specific; RNA polymerase II cis-regulatory region sequence-specific DNA binding; protein dimerization activity
Source: RefSeq, a predicted model, not a curated record